Messenger RNA from Closterium sp. NIES-65, 4659 nucleotides. The record is from the annotation of a GenBank genome assembly. NCBI's taxonomy places the organism in Eukaryota, Viridiplantae, Streptophyta, Zygnematophyceae, Desmidiales, Closteriaceae.
AUGGAGGUCGCUCGUACCUCCAUGAUCCAUGCGGCCGCUCCCCAUUUUCUGUGGCCAUUCGUGGUCCGAUACGCUGCGCAUCAGCUCAACCUUUGGCCCCGUGUCUCCUUGCCGGAGACCUCGCCCACACUGCGUUGGACGGGGAAGGUUGGCGAUGCGUCGGUGUUCCGGCUAUCGUCCCAGGAGCUGCUCCAGGUGCUGCGUCUGGGGGUGCUACGUCUGGGGGUGCGGAGCCGGGGGGUGCGGGUUCUUAGGGUGCUGGGUCUGGGGGUGCUGAGCCUGAGGGUGCUGGGCCUGGGGGUGCUGAGUCAGAGGGUGCAGAGCCUAGGGGUUCUGAGUCGGAGGGUGCGAGGUCUUGGGGUGCUGAGCCUCGGAGUGCUGCUUCGUCUAGAGGUCCUCUGGGCUGGCGAGCCUGGAGACACUAGAGCUGGAGGUGCUGCUGUUACUACUGGAGCUGGAGACCCUACGGAGCCUGGAGCAGCUGACGCCGAAAGCGCUGGAGCUGGUAUAGCCGGAGUUGGAGGCCCUAGCGCAGGAGGCGCUAAAGCUGAAGGAGCUAGAGCUGUUGACCCUGGAGCUGGAGGUGCUGGAGGCACUGUGCGACCGCGCCCGUACUUCGUUCCCCUGCUUCAGCAGGUUCUUGGUGUCCCGUCUUCUACUAGUCUUCCUCCUCCCUUCCUGUGUCCACCGCCUGACCAGUCACAGCCGCCGUUACAGCCAGCCUUCCCACUGCCUGUUCCCUCUCCUUACACUGAGCAAACUGGCGGUCUUACAGAGCGUCGUGAGCCUGCGACUUGUCCUGUCUCGCCUGUUUGCACUGCUCGUCGCGCUCCUCAUUUGCGUCCUCCUCCUGUCCCAAGCACGCACACCAUGGCACUCCGUCCUUCCUCUGUUCCACUGCAUGUUCCUCUGCCUGCUCCUCCCGAGUCCUCUCUUCCUGAGGUCCCUGACCGUGAGUCUGACCGAGCGCGUGCUGCCAGUCCCACUGUCACUCGUCUCCUUGCCACUGCUGUCACUGACCCGUCCUUUAAGUCUGCUGCUGCUUCUGCUCUCGUUGCUGAGCUACUUAACUUUGCUGCUGCCUGCCGUCUCGUCUACGCCUCUGCUCUAGUUGCUGAGUCUGUGCCUGCCAGUCCUCCGUCCGUCGAGGGUGAGUGUGCUCUUGGCACAGACAUCCUUGAGGACAGGCAGGAGGACUUUGAGUAUCUUGCAGCUGUUGUACCUCGGUUCGCUUCCUUGCUGCUUGCCCCUGAGGGAGACCCAGAUGCUCCAGACAUCCCGACCCCGCGCUCUUACGCAGAGGCGAUUACGGGUCCUUACACCUCUCAGUGGCAGGUAGCUAUGGAUGCCGAGAUGGCAUCCUGGAAGUCCACAGGCACUUACGUCAACGAGGUUCCCCCACCUGGGGUGAACAUAGUCGAUGGCAUGUGGAUCUUCAGGGUGAAGCGGCCGCCGGGUUCUCCGCCUGCCUUCAAGGCGCGCUAUGUUGCUCGAGCUGCUCAGCGUGACUAUGAGUUACACUCCCUGGACUUCAGUACAGCCUUCCUGCAGGGCAGUCUGCAUGAGGAGAUCUGGAUGGACCGAACACCUGGUUUCACUGGGUCGUUUCGUGCAGGUACUCUGUCGAGCCUCCGCCGGCCAGUCUACGGUCUCCGCCAGGCGCCUCGUGACUGCCACGACACACGCAGGAUUACACUUGCGGCUCUUGGGUUUGUUCCUUUUACAGCAGACCAGUCGCUGUUUCUACGCACCGAAACCUGGCUAUCGCCCUUCUACGUCCUAGUGUACGUUGACGACCUCGUCUUUGCCACGGCUGACACCGAGGCACUGACCCUAGUGAAGUCUGAGCUGCAUAAGAGACAUACCUGCGCUGACCUGGGUGAACUGCGCAGCUAUCUUGGCCUGCAGAUCACUCGGGACAGACCACGGCGCACCAUCACACUGACUCAGUCACACAUGGUGCACCAGGUCCUUCAGCGCUUCGGCUUCCACUACUCCUCACCAGAGCUCACUCCUCUGUCUACCAGCCAUUCGCUCUCAGCUCCACCUUCGGACGAGUCCGUAGAGCCGAGUGGUCCGUACCCAGAGCUUGUGGGUUGCCUCAUGUACCUGAUGACUUGCACAGGACCUGACCUCGCGUACCCUCUCAGCCUUCUGGCUCUCUACGUGGCUCUCGGUAGGCACCGAAAGGUGCACUGGGAUGCUGCGAAGAGGGUAUUGCGUUACUUGUGCAGUACGUCGGGCAUGGGGCUUGUGCUUGGAGGACGGGGUCCACUUGUCCUCACUGGUCACGCAGACGCCUCCUGGGUUGACGACUCAGCUACGCAGCGGUCGUCGCAGGGCUACACCUUCAGCCUUGGGUCUGGCUCGGUUUCUUGGCGGUCUACCCGCUCGUCUUCAGUUCUCAGCUCCAGUUGUGAGGCUGAGAUCUACGCCGGAGCCAUGGCUGCUCAGGAGCUACGCUGGCUCACCUACUUGCUGACCGACUUGGGAGAGCAGCCUCGUUCGCCUCCAGUCCUGUACGUAGACAACAAGGCCAUGAUAGCCUUGUGUCAGGAGCACAGACUGGAGCACAGAACGAAGCACAUCGCUCUGCGCUACUUCCUUGCUCGAGAGUUGCAGCAGCAUGGUCAGCUUCGUCUUGCGUACGUGGCCACUCGGGCCAACACUGCUGAUGUCUUCACCAAGGCACUUCCGCCUGGCCUCAAUAUGACUGGUACGGACUCGAGAUGUGUUGAUGGAGAGAUGGGUAGAGGUAGAGAGGCUGGAGAGCAGGGGGGAGUUGCUGGUGGUGGAGUGAGAACUCAUCAACCAGCCAACCCUACGCUACCUAUGUCUACUACACCAUCUCCAACAACUGUGGAUCCCGUGAAGGCGUUCUCUAUUGAGAAAUUCAUGGGGGAGGACUACGAGCAUUGGAGCUUACGCAUGGGGCUGAUGUACACCCAAUACAAGCUGUUUGAUUUGGUGGAGGGGAAUGAGAAGAUCCCGCAGGCCAUGGAGUUGAAAGGAGCGUGGAUGAAGCGAUCUUUCGACGCGUACAUGCUCAUGUCGUGGUUUGCCCUUGUGAUUAACCUCAACUCUCAACAGCCCAAGUGGAGCGUGGAUUACAUCCGUGCGCGCAUCCUAAAGGAGGACUUGCGGCGGCGGAGUGUGGAGCACUUGGAGGAGGGGGUUGGCUAUGGAUUUGGAGGUGGAAAGAGUGGCUUCAAGAAGAAGUGGAAGGGCAAGAACAAGGACAACCCUAUGGAGGAUGGCGGCGGGGGUCAAGGGGAGGUGUGCUUCUACUGCAAGAAGCGCAUACAUCGUUGGCGAAAGUGCUACCAACGACCUAAGGAUUGGACCCCGUCUUCAUCAAGCAACCAGCAUGGUCGCAAGAGGAGUGGGGGAGUCAUGGGAGCUAGCGGAGAGGAGAAGGGCAGCAAAUCUGAGGAGCGGAAGGCCGGGUUCUUCUUCUUUGUGAACGAAGGCGCAACUGACCCCGCUAUGGCUGCUAAGUUUGUGGAGGACGUCAUGUACAAGGACCGGCAGCAGCAGCAGCAGGUGCAGAUUGGCGUGCGUCUGCAGGAGAUGGAGCAGUCUGCAGUGGAGGAGGUUCAGCUGCACCUUGAAGAUCUCCAUGGGUCAGAGCUGACUAGUGACCACAGUGGCGGUGGAGAGCAGCAAGUUUCUGGUCCUGCUGUGGAGGAGGGGUUGGAGGAUGAGUCGGCACGUGUGGACUCACCAUCUCAGCCCGAGCCUGCUGCAACUGCCAAGGUCACCAAGAGGAGUGUGCAGAGAGGAGCUUCACCACAUGGGCAGCAGACUGCAACCCGCGACAAGAGACUGACAGCACCACCUUCAAGGCUGAAUUAUAGCCGUUUGGGAGGACCCAAGCAAGGCCUCAAUAUGACUGGUACGGACUCCAGAGGUGUUAAUGGCGAGAUGGCUAUAGGUAGAGAGGCUGGAGAGAAGGGGGAAGUUGCUGGUGGUGGAGUGGGGACUCACCAACUAGCCAACCCUACGCUACCUACUUCUACUACACCAUUUCCAACAACCGUGGAUCCCGUGAAGACGUUCUCUAUUGAGAAAUUCAUGGGGGAGGACUACGAGCACUGGAGUUUCCGCAUGAGGCUGAUGGCGCGGGUAGCAGCAGGGCGCACGAGGGCGUGGGCAGCAGCAGAGCGCACGAGGGCGCAGGCAGACCAGAGCGCGGGCAGCAACGGGCGGCAACGGGCAGCACAGGCACGGGCAGCAACGGGCAGCAACAGGCAGCACAGGCUCGGGCGGCAACGGGCAGCACAGGCACGUGCAGCAACGGGCGGCAACGGGCAGCACAGGCACGUGCAGCAACAGGCAGCACAGGCUCGGGCAGCAACGAGCGGCAACAGGCAGCACAGGCAUGGGCAGCAACAGGCGGCAACGGGCAGCACAAGCAUGGGCAGCAACAGGCAGCAACGGGCAGCACAGGCACAGGCAGCAAUGGGCGGCAACAGGCAGCACAGGCACGGGCAGCAACAGGCAGCACAGGCACGGGCAGCAACGGGCGGCAACAGGCAGCACAGGCACGGGCAGCAACGGGCGGCAACGGGCAGCACAGGCACGGGCAGCAACGGGCGGCAACGGGCAGCACAGGCACGGGCAGCAACGGGCGGCAACGGGCAGCACAGGCACAUGUAG